Scleropages formosus (Asian bonytongue) is the source of this 4363-nucleotide messenger RNA. RefSeq names its product retinal guanylyl cyclase 2-like. The coding region runs from base 79 to 3579 and encodes 1166 amino acids. Lineage: Eukaryota; Metazoa; Chordata; Actinopteri; Osteoglossiformes; Osteoglossidae. The record is from RefSeq and is a predicted model, not a curated record. Gene Ontology annotation, biological process: receptor guanylyl cyclase signaling pathway; protein phosphorylation; cGMP biosynthetic process. Gene Ontology annotation, molecular function: ATP binding; protein kinase activity; peptide receptor activity. Gene Ontology annotation, cellular component: plasma membrane. The transcript has 19 exons.
AUGUCUCAAUGAACUUAGCGACUUUCCUCACCGUGUUUUACUGUAGUAAAGGGCUUUACGGCCCGAACGGAACGGAUAAUGAGGUUCGCUCGACAUCAGCAUCAUCUCCAGGAUGACUUCUUUUUCAUCUUGGUAACUACAGCAAGCUUCCUAAGGGUUCGUGACUCGGAGGGGAGCAUGGUUUUGAGUGAGGGGCACUCUGCCACACCCCUGCACCUCUGUGCGUUCCACAGUUUCCUAGAGAAGUGGAAGGGGACAGGAUGGACAGCUUCCUGUCCUGUACUGCGACGGUCUGUUCAGCGCCCCCAGGACUCCCUUGUUGCACAGCUUCUCUGUCUCCUGCUGGCUGCCCUGUGCCUCCCCGACUGUACCCAAGCGGCUGUGUUCCGGGUAGGUGUGGUAGGGCCCUGGUCGUGUGACCCACUGUUUGCCAAGGCGCAGCCCAGACUGGCCGCUUGGUUGGCUGUGAACAGGAUCAACGCUGGCGCCUCCCUGUCAUUGUCCACCACCAUUGAACCUGCUAUCCUGCAGGAGGACUGCCACACCUCACAUGCCCUGGGUAGCUUUCUGGUCUAUGGCACAUGGGUGUCAGCCUUUGUAGGGCCCACCAACCCCGGCUACUGCGAAGCAGCGUCACACUUAGGCCAUAGCUGGAACAAGGCCCUCUUUUCUUGGGCGUGCAUUACCCCUGAGAUGGACACUGUGCCUCGCCACCCGACCUUUAUCCGGACUUUUCCCUCACCCGCCACCAUUCUGCUGGGUUUCCUUCGCUACUUCCGCUGGGCCUUCAUUGGUAUCUUGUCUUCUCCGGAGGACAGCUGGGUGGAGACAGCUAGCCAGCUGGCGAAUGCACUUCGCAGUCAUGGUCUCCUGGUGAAGCUUGUGGCUUCAGUGGGCAACAACACUAGCAGCAUGCGGUACACACUGGCCAAGGUCAGGACGAUGGACCUGCGAGUGGCAGUGCUGGUCAUGCACUCUGCAUUGAUUGGUGGCAACACGCAGAAGCUCCUGCUGGAGACGGCUUAUGACAUGCACAUGACGCGCGGCCCCCUGGUGUUCAUUCCGUAUGACACGCUGCUGUAUAGCCUCCCAUACCGGGAUGAACGCUACCCAGCCCUGCGAGGCGGCAAGCUGCUACAGGCCUACGACGCCAUGCUCACCAUCACCAUUGACUCCCCAGAUAUCUCCUUCUACCAAGCUUACCAGGAGGCCAUAGACCGUGGAGAGCUUCCUGUCACCAUCCCACCCCAGCAGGUGUCUCCUUUGUUUGGCACAAUCUAUGACUCCAUCCUGCUCCUGGCCCAUGCCAUGCGGAACCUUGAGGAUGCUGGGGAGUGGCCUUCGGGAACAAACCUGGCGCGCCAUGCCCAAAGCUUAGACUUUUAUGGCUUUAGUCAGACAAUCCUCACCAACCAAUCAGGCACCGUCUUGCUGGACUAUGUGGUGCUAGACACCGAUGGGCGGUCCUGGGAGCUCCACCCCACCCACAUCCUAGAUCUAAAGGCUGGCGUGGUGCGGUCACUCGGUCGGGCCAUCAAUUUCCCCCGUGGAGUCUCCCCCAAGAUGGAUUCAAACUGCUGGUUUACACACACCACCAUCUGUGAGGGAGGUGUGGAUCUGGUCUUUGCAGUCAUCAUCAGUUUGAUAGUCUUCAUGAUGACUGCUUGCUUGCUGGGAAUUUCCUACUGGAUAAGGCGUCGUAUCAACCAGAUGAAACUGGCCAAGGGUAUCAGCAAGAUACUGCUGAAACUGGAAGAUGUCACUUUCAUCAAUCCAUCACUAAGCAUCAAGAAGUUGAGUCUGGAUGACAGCAGGACCAGUGAAAUGGGGAGGAGCAUGUCAGAUAUGGAACGCAGCCUCAAGUCACCGUUCUCUGCCUUGAGUCCAACUCCUGCCACCCUGGAGAACUCCAAUGUGGCUGUGUAUGACGGGGACUGGGCUUGGUUGAAAAGGUUUCCUCAUGGAGACUUCACUGAAAUCACCUCAAAAACCAGUGAUGUCUUUGAGCUGAUGAAGGACAUGCGUCAUGAGAAUGUCAACCCUUUCAUUGGGUUCUUCCACGACUGUGGAGUUUUCGCCAUCAUGACAGAGUACUGCUCCCGCGGUAGUUUGGAGGACUUGCUCUACACCGAUGGCCUUAAACUGGACUGGAUGUUCAAGUCUUCACUCCUGAUGGACCUCAUCAAGGGUAUGAGGUACCUGCACCACAGGGGAGUGAGUCAUGGCCGGCUCAAGUCACGGAACUGUGUGGUGGAUGGCCGCUUCGUGCUCAAGGUGACAGACUACGGCUACAACAAGGUGUUCGAGGCCCAGAAGUUUCCCUAUGUAGAGCCAGCGGCUGAGGACCUGCUGUGGACUGCUCCCGAGAUCCUGCGGGGCCUAAGCCCAGGUCUGACUGGCAGCCUUCAAGGCGAUGUAUACAGCUUUGCUAUUGUCAUGCAGGAGGUGGUGAUGUGCGGUCCUCCAUUCUGCAUGCUGGAUCAGUCAGCGGAAGAGAUAAUCCGUAAGGUCCGCAUGCCCCCACCGCUGUGCCGUCCAGUGGUCUUGGAGGACUCCACCCCUUCGACAUGUGUCCAGCUGAUGAAGCAGUGCUGGGAUGAGCAGCCUGACCGGCGGCCAAACUUUGACGAGAUAUUCAUCCAGUUUAAAAAUAUCAACAAGGGGAAGAAGACCAACAUCAUUGACUCCAUGCUGCGCAUGCUUGAGCAGUACUCCAGCAACCUCGAGGAGCUCAUCCGGGAGCGCACUGAGGAGCUGGAGAUGGAGAAACAGAAGACUGAGAAGCUCCUCACUCAGAUGCUUCCCCUGUCAGUGGCCAAGGCCCUAAAGAUGGGCCGCAAUGUGGAGCCAGAGUACUUUGACAGUGUGACCCUGUACUUCAGUGACAUUGUGGGGUUCACCACCAUCUCUGCUAACAGUGAACCCAUCGAUGUAGUGGACCUCCUCAAUGACCUCUACAGUCUCUUUGAUGCCAUCAUUGGGAACCACGAUGUCUACAAGGUAGAGACCAUUGGCGAUGCCUACAUGGUGGCAUCGGGGUUGCCCGUUGCCAAUGGUGACCGGCAUGCUGCUGAAAUCUCCAACAUGGCCCUGGACAUCCUGAGUGCAAUGGGUACGUUCAAGAUGAGGCACAUGCCCAACAUGCCAGUGCUCAUCCGCAUUGGAAUUCAUUCAGGUCCCUGUGUGGCAGGGGUUGUUGGCCUUACCAUGCCCAGGUACUGCUUGUUUGGAGACACAGUCAAUACAGCAUCCAGAAUGGAGGCAACAGGAAUGCCGCACCGCAUCCAUGUGAGCCACAGCACAGUGCAGCUGCUCUGGGCGCUGAAAUCUGGAUACCGGAUCCAGCUGCGUGGGCAGUCUGAACUGAAGGGCAAAAACAUGGAAAACACCUACUGGUUGACAGGCAAGGAUUCGUUCAGCAAACCCCUGCCGGUGCCACCUGAGCUUGGCCUGGGGCAGGAGAUGGACAAGGACUUCAGGCUGCUCCUGAAGAAGGCGGUGAGAAAGCUCUCGCAUGUUCGCCAUGUAACUCAGAGGAUUGUGCUGGAUGAUAGCAGUGUGAUGAUGCACCACCACUGACAGCCGGCAGCGGAAACACGCCACACUAUGGUGGCUGGGGAGGGACAAGCCAGGGAAGAGGAGCCCAAGCGCCAACCUUACUAACCCCAGACUCACCAUAAUGUUUACAGAGCGGGGUGGUGGCUACACCUGCUACUGCCACAUCUGCUGUACGAGGGGUGUCAGGCUUUGGGUUUGGGAUUCUGCAUGAGUAAGGAGGCUGAGGACAGCUGGGCGAGAAGAGGAGAUGGAGAGAGAGACAGAGGGGGUGGGGGGCACUGCCUCAGUCUGUGCUCUACAGCAGUUCCUGGAGGGAGUUUUCAGAAAAGGUCCACAGCAGCUCUGCGGCACUUGUUGGACUCACUCAGAGCGUGAACCCGUUAUUCCGGCAGUGAGGAGAUUAGGCUCGUGUUCAGCAUGAGUCACCUUGAAGGAUGAUGUGCAGGUAUAAAUAGCAGCGAUGGAUUGUAUUAAUCGGCACCAGGAGGAUCAGUGCAGGCCCCACAACUCAGGAAACGAAGGUGACGAAGUUCAUUCUGACUCUGAGCCGCACAGUGGUGGGAAGAACUCUGUCUGUACUGCCCCAUGUGGCUCUACUGUGACUUCCUGCGCUGGGCUUGUCGCCCCAGGUUCUCCGGAAGGGAUACUGCAAAGAGGACUGUACAGACAUUAACAUGUAUAUUACCACAAAGUUAAUACUGCUGCUUUUUCUAUCAUACCAUAUUUAUUCUAAAGUAGAUUAUUUUGUUGUGUAAUACAGAUCUAAGAAUGUAUAAGUGCAUUGACAUGUCAUUUGUUAAAAUAA